This is a messenger RNA of Photinus pyralis (common eastern firefly), 3174 nucleotides long. RefSeq names its product cilia- and flagella-associated protein 410. Gene Ontology annotation, biological process: cytoskeleton organization. NCBI's taxonomy places the organism in Eukaryota, Metazoa, Arthropoda, Insecta, Coleoptera, Lampyridae. The transcript is spliced from 9 exons. The coding region runs from base 275 to 1408 and encodes 377 amino acids. The record is from RefSeq and is a predicted model, not a curated record.
AGCACAUUACAUUUUAAUAAUUAAUCGAAGGCCACUUUUUUGAAAUGUACGAGGUGGCAACACUGCAGUGGGUGUUUUGCUUUUGAAACGAAGUGGUUGUUUUGUUCUGUUCCACAAUCGUGCGAGAUUUUUGAUGUGUACGAUCAGCUGUGCAAUUUUGUGAUAAACACAUGCGAACUUUCAAAUGAAGUAACGCAGAACGCGUGAGUGAUUCGUUAUGCUUAAAGGCAGUGCUGCAUUUUGAUAUAAUUUCUUCAAUAAAAUUGCACUCAUUAUGGCUAAACGUCUAACUGAAGAAAUGGUUAUUGCCAGAAGUAAACUUUCAGACUUAUCUAAAGUGAAACGCUUAAAUUGUUGGGGAAGUGAGUUAGUCGACGUAUCGUUGCUUCGAAAGAUGCCCAGUGUGGAAGUCCUAUCAUUAAGUAUAAACAAAAUAAAUAGUCUUUGCGAUUUCCAAUAUUGUGGUGCUCUACAAGAAUUAUACAUCAGGCAGAAUGAUAUCCGUGAUCUAAACCAAAUAUGUUACCUCCAAGGAUUGCCGAACUUGAAAAACUUAUGGUUAGGAGAAAAUCCAUGUGCUACAGGAGAAGGGUACCGAAUGGCUGUGCUAAGGACACUUCCGCAACUGCAAAAAUUGGAUAACGUUUCCGUCACUCAGGACGAGUUACGAGAAGCUACACGAAAAGGUAGAGGACUUUCGCACCCUGAGGAUCCGCAAGAUAGCGAAGAAGAGUACAUUCCUCAGGGUCAAUACCAAAGGUAUCAAGAAUAUCCGGCCGAAAAUGAGUACAGUCCUCAGCAAAGUCCGUCCACGAACGAGCCCGAAUACGAAGCAGACGAAGGGGAAGAUUAUUAUGAGAGAGAUGAUUCUAAUGCAAUUGCUGACAGUCAAGAGUAUUUGCCACAAAUGCAGCCCAGUCCGCCGAGGCGAAUGGAAGCCGUACGAGGAAAUUAUUCACCCGAGCAAGAAUAUUCCGAUAGGAGAUCUAACAACUACGAACAAGAGUAUCAACCGAGGCAGACAGCACAAUAUUAUGAGCAGAAAUCACCUACAAAUAACAACAGUGCUGAUGAAGGCGGUGAUGGUACUUAUAGAGAUAUGAAAUUGGUUUCAAGUCAAUCUACUAACAGCAUUAAGGAUUACACGAAUGGAGAAAAAUACCAUCCACAGAAUAACUAUCGACAAAAUGAGGGUAGCGAAAUCUCAAAUCAGAGUCACGAAGCGGCAAAUAGGCGAGAACGAUAUAAUUGUCCAGCAAGUCAUCAGCCACCAUUUAAUAGGAGGCCAGUUACUAGAAAUUCCAACAUCUUAUCUGCAGUGCUUUGUUUGGUUAAAGAACUAGACUAUCCCAGUUUGGAAGUUGUUGAAAUGGCUGUCAGGUGUCGUAUGGACGAACUAGAAGAAUGACAUAAAUGUGAAGGUAAUAAUAGUCCGAAAGUGGAAAACUGCGAACUGCCUAUUUAUUAAUACAUUUACCUAUCCUAAAAUGAAGUUUACUAUGUAACUGACAAUUUACACUAAGGUAUAUAAUAAGAGUGGUUUAAACAAAUACCUAUAUUUGUUCACCGAACUAUUUUUCGCUUUAUUUAUAAUGAGUGCUAGGCUCUCUAUAUUGUACCUGAUUUAUUUCGCAGUGCUUAGUACGGGAAUGUGAGAUUUGUAAACUGUAAAUAACAAUGUAAUUGUUACACCUAAGUACGUAAAACCUUCUCGAAUUAAUCACUAGAUUUGGGUAUGGAGCACCUCGAGUUAUGUUUUUGGCUUGUUUUAUGUUAUACAAUUAUAACACAAUACAAAAGGUACUUUUAGCGAGCUAACUUAAUUAAUUAGCUAUAACAAUCCUAUAGUUGGCUCAUCCUUAAUAAUUAAAAAUCAAUGUCGAACAAUGGCAGCAAAGGUUACAAUUUUAAUGCAGCUCCCUGGAUGAUUGGAAAUUGUUAGCCAAAAUAUGAAUCUACUUUUUUUUGCAAAAUUUAUUGAUGUUAAUAAGUCUUAUUUUAAAAAAAAAGCAAAAUUGGAACUUUAUUAUCAAAACUGUACAACCAUACAGAAUGUUUCUUUGGAAGUUGAAAAAGGUACCUAAUGAAAAAGUUGGGUGAGAUAAAUGUGAUACGAUUUUUGUAGAGUGUACUACAUAUCUUUAUGUUCUUGAACACACAUCGGCUAAAUGUGAGUCAUUUGGUUAAAUUAAGAGAAAAUUAGUCUGACUAGUUACUUUGUGAUGAAACAAUUGACAAAUAAGUGUUCAUUUUUACAUAGAUGGUGAAAGUUUCGUGUUUGGCACUGUUCUCAUAGUGUACUGUGUGUCCUAUUUUGGUUGAGACUGUGGUGUAUCUCAGCUGUUUUUAAAGAUAGACUUGCGGUUUUUGUGACCCUCUGUCAAUUUUUUGUGACACUUGUAAGGUCACAAACUGAAUCCAUCUAUCUAUGUUUAUUUCUGAGAUAUAGGGUGAAAACGAAAAGUUUGACUUUUUCGGAUGUUAUCGUAUCUUACUGUGAUUAUUGAAAUACAUUUCCAUAAAAAUGAAUUGCUGUCGAGUCGGCUUUGGCACAGUGGCGGCGCGUAGUGGUGUGUCUUGGGCGUGCACAAUUAAAAAAAGAGCCUAUUAAAUGGCAUAAAAAGCUUAUUCAUGAGACCUCUAAAUACUCCAGGGUUUAUUGAAUUUUCUCGUUUGUCAUGGCUGCGGAGAGCAAGUUCAAAAGCACCACAAAAUUUUAUACGGUCUAUAAUUUUGGAUAAAACAUACCUGUUCUUUUGUAUUUCCUAUUACGUUUUUCGAUACUCAAACGGUAUGCACUAUUUAACUGUUGCCGUAUAUCUUGCUUACCUAAUAAAUUAAAUCUCAAUUUAGCAGAUAUAUGUUCCUUUGAAGAUUGAUAUUUUUUAAUUUUUUCGGAUAAAUGCACUAACGGCCAGUUGCACAAAAAAAAUCCAGGAUUAUUGUUUAAUCCGGUAUUAAGACAUUUGAUUGGCUUUAUAUUGCAGUAGACAGCCAAUCAAAUGUCAAAAUUUUUGUUUAAACUCAGAUUUGGCAAAUAAUGUAAGAUUUCGUUUAUAAUUCGCGUUCCUGCAACCGGCCGUGAGUUUGUAACGCCAUUCUUUGUCCAUUCUGAUGCCUCAUCACCGAGCUCAUCACCAAACAACAAACACAGAAAACAAUACUAUUGUUAAA